CGGGAGCGCGCGCGGGAGACGACUGCUCCCGGGGCUGAGGCGGCGCCUUCCCCUACCGGCUGCUGCAGGAGCGACAUCUUGCUCGGCAGGAAAGCGCUGGGAGAGCGGGCGAAUCUGGGCUGCUGCGCCACUCGCGCCGAGGACCCGCCGGAGGCGCGCGGCUGGAGGCACAAGAAGGAGGCGACCGCGCGGCGCGGAAGGCGGGCGUUCGGGGCCGGCGCGGGGCACCAUGUCCCCGGGGAGCGGCGUGAAGAGCGAGUACAUGAAGCGCUACCAGGAGCCGCGCUGGGACGAGUACGGGCCGUGCUACCGUGCGCUGCGCCACUACCGCCUGGGUCGCCGGCUGCUGGAGCAGGCGCACGCGCCCUGGCUCUGGGACGACUGGGGCCAGGCCGGCGCCUCGGACGACUCGGCGUCGUCGGCGUCGUCGGGCACCGGGGCCCCCGCGCCCCAGUGCGUCCCUGCCUCGCCGCCGCCGCCCGCGGAGCCUGAGGCGCGCGUAGGGCCGGAGGAGCGGGGCGUGGAGGCCGCGGGGGACGCGGAGACCAGGGACGCCGUGGACGCGGAGGACGCGGCGCCGCCAGCACUGCCAGUGAAAGAUGUAAAAGAGAAACCUGAACGACAGAUCAGGAUGAGAGACCCUGAAAAAUCAGCCAGCGGUCCUGACCCUCAGCAACCACCAGGUGCCUUAGCUGCCCGAGGAAGCAGGAGAGCCAUCAAGAGUCCUCAGAGGUCACCCACUAAGAUAAAAGAACAGAAGCACCCGUUUGCCCUCUACGGGUGGGGAGAGAAACAGACGGACACAGGAAGCCAGAAAACUCACAACGUCUGCGCCUCUGCCCCCGUGCGGGAGAUCCAUGAAUCGGCACUGCGAGCCAAGAGCAGAAGGCAGGUGGAGAAGAGGCGGCUGGCGGCUCAGAGGCAGCGGGCUCACUCUGCUGAUGUGGAGAAAAAUAGGCGGGUCAAGCCUGCCUCCUCAGAGAACCCAUGGAUGACAGAGUAUAUGAGAUGCUACUCUGCCAGAGCUUGAGGGAAGGAACAGUUGCUUGGACAACCUCUUUUUAAAAGUGUAAAUGAAAGAACAAAACAAAAACUACCAAAAGAAACUGGACACAGGUUUAAGAAACCAACUGAUUAUGCAAGGUUUUUCUUGGGGAAUUUCCAAAAGAUUGUCUCUUUUGAUGAAUCCUGGUCACCCGCCUCAGGAGUAGGGUGACAACUGAAGCCAUAGACAUUCGGUUAUUUAUGAGGAGAAUUCCCUAAAUCUUUGAUAUUCUUCUAAGGGUUUUGUUUUAAAGCAUCUUAAUCUUUUAAGAUACUGACACCACAUGCCUUUAAAUGGCUGACAGAUGCUUAACUUCAGUUUCUAGGUUCAGGUUAGGUGAAGCCUGUUUUCCUCCUGUUCUGAACAGCUCCUCAGAUUCCAGAGCUGGCAAGCUCACGCCAGCUUGCCACAGAAGAUUCCUUUUCCUUAUGUGUAGUUUGCUUUGGGAAAGAACAUCAAGUUAAAAGUGAAUUUCAGCACUACUCUUGAUACCAUGUAUAGUGAAAGCAUUGUAGAACAUUGGUAGUUCCUAAACAAUUAAAUGUUUUUUUUUUGCGUUUCAGUUCAAGCACCACUUCAUGUGGACUGUGAUAUUUAAGAACUAUCUGAACUGGAUGAGGGUCAUCCUUUCUCUUUAAAUUGUCAUCUAGGCACUUAUUAAUAGUUUAGUUCAAGUGCAUUCCAAAUGAAAUGUUUAGAAGUAGUACUGAAGUUUCUUUUGAGUCAAAGACUGUCACUUUUUAUUGAGAUUUUUUAAGGACACUUAAUGGGGUACCAGUCACUUGCUGCAAUCUGGCCCUUUUGGCACUCACCCACUGUGGAGUUUUGCCUCUGCUAGAAGAGUUUAGCAAUGAUACUUAGAAUUUAAAAUCUAAAAUUUCACUUAGUAAAUUGACAUUGUCUUACUUACUGGGGAUGGGGGACAGAUUUUAAGCUACCUAUUAGAGAUGUGGAUCACCCCUACUUUUCUCCUCCAUGGAACUUACCAAUAACAAAGCCUUGAUGAUGUACAUUGUUCAGACUUUUGGUUGAAAUACAUUCCUCAUAGGUUCCUAGCUGGUAGGUUUUGUGUAGACGCUAAUGUGAGGGGAUGCUGCUCUGUGUAUGGGCAUAGAUGUGAGCAUUUCAAUGAAGUGUUUCCUUCUCUCCAGGACAUUUGCUUCUGGGGUAGAAAGUGGUUUUGAGAAACAUUUUUUCCAUUUAGCAGAGGUAGGAAUCUACAGUAAGGAUGAAUGCUAAAUUCCUGAUAAGAGAGAAAAAAGUACUUUGCCAGCUUACCAUGUAGAGAUGUAUGAAUGAAAAUUUGGUGUUUGAUGUGCAUUUGAGCAUUUCCUUGAUAUUUUUACUCUGGGUCUUUGAAGUAUUAUGGUUGAUUUCUACAAAGAUGUUUCAUUCCAUAUAAAAUCUUCACACAGUAUCAUCUUACAUAAUCAUAUUAAGCUUUGCAAAUUCAUAUUGAAGAAUCAUGAGCUUUUUAAAAGAACUUAAAAUGUGUGUGUUAUUUUGAGGUGAAUAUAUAGAGAGCUCUCCUAGUCACUACGAUGUAUGUUUAGUAAGAGAAAGGUCUGUGUGUUGUCCAAAAUGUCCUUGCUAGGGAUUCUGGUGAAUCUUGUUGUUAUUAUAGUCCUUAAACACUGCAGGUACCUAAAGAUGAAAUUUCUGUGGUAAUGUGGUGGUGGAAACUUUUCCUUUAAAACCACUUCCUGCAUGUAUAGUUUCAACCACCAGCUCCAGUGUUCUGUUCCCGUUGUAGCUGACAGUCUUAGGAAGUGGGGAGUAGCUCAGGUCCAUGCUGAUGGACUGCCUUAGAAACCCGACCCCUCAGGGUCCUGAGCAAGCCCGACUCUCUCCUUUAAAACACAGACUUGUAUUUAAUAUGCUUAAUUACUACUGCAAACUCCACAUGCAGAUCUGGAAGAACCUAGAAGGUGAUAUUGGCCAGUAUUUUCCCCCUUUUAAGUAGAGGACCAAUGAACAAGGUUUUUUUUAAGUGUUUUUAAUGUGCGUGAACAAUGAAUGAGUCAAUAUGAAGUGACUAGAGUCCCCUUCCUGUGUCCAAGCCAUUAGUUGGUUAGGGUUUCAUUUUGUUCUUUCUCUUCAGGGGUAAAGAUGACCUUUUGAACCUACAAAAUUUUUAAGUUGUAACAACUUGAUGUCCUACUUUUUCCUUCUCACUAAUGUCAUGGUGAUCAUGUUCUUAUUCCUUGAGACAACUUAUGAAAUAGUGAGGUAAUUUAAAAUUGCCUUUCAUGUUGAAAAGUUUGAAACUGAGAACCCACUGAUAUUUAAAAUAUAGAUUGAAAUAACUGCUGCAUAAGAGUCUCUUUUUAAAAUUUUACCUUUUAAGUUCUUAAUUAAAACAACUUGUUGUAACAUAUUUCCUGUGUUUACUAAAAGCAAUAAUAGAAUAUUAAGUAACACCGGAAUACUUCUGCUGGGCUGAGGUGAAUGAGACUAGGAAUCUGUCCUUUUUCUUCCUUUUAAAACCUAAAAGACUGCUCUAUUUAUGAGGUGUCAAAAUGCUUGUACUCCCCCACUGCCAGAAAAUUCCCAAGUACCUAUAUACAUUUCUUUUAAAGUCUACUAAAAGUAAAAUAGGGUAUAGUUUAUCUGAAUUGCUUGUAAUGUAGUAAGCACACAUUUGUGGUGCUUUUUAUGAAAUAGCUUUGUCAUUGACUCAUCAGAUGUAGAUUACUAGUGAUUUGAAAGCUUUGAACACUUUGAUGAGCAAGUGCUAACAUUUCCACUGAUAAAGUUUAUGUCCAGCAUAGCCUCAGCACCCAAAAGCCCCCUUUCUGUUGUGCAUUUUAGCUGUCUGAGUUUGCAUGACCCAGCUAAAAUAACACAAAGGUGGCUUUUGAGUGCUGAGGCUGUGCUGAACAUAAACUUUAUCAGCAGAAAUGUUAGUACUUGCUCAUCAAAGUGUUCAAAUGUAUUACUGGCAAAGAGGAAGAGGGGCCAAGCAUAUGUUAGAAGUGAAAACAAAUGUCUUGUUGACUGCUUCAGUGAAAAAUAGCUUAGUGGGCAGUUUUACAUUUCACUGGACUAGUUAAAAAAUGGUGCUAAUAUUUAUACAGUCUGAUUCUGUAGUUGGUUUGGGAUCAAACUGCCAAAGCCUGACUCAUGGGUCCUUCCCAUAGUCUUGUGAUGAGUUAAAUAGUAUUUAAAAAGUGAUCCGAAAAGUGUGACCAUGUAUAAUAUUUGAAAUGGACUUUGUGCAAUAGGCUGAAUAGGGAGCUGUCCACUUAGUACCAAAUUCUGUGAGAGGAGCCAUGUCCAGGGCUGAGGCCCAGGCUUCCUCCCAGCCUGGAAAGCCGCUCCUUUAUUAUUCAUUUCCAUUUUGAAAGUCAGGACACCUGCGUGAUACACUAGAGGGCUCUUUUUGGAUUUCUUUAUAAUUAGCAGAACUGUUUUUAAGAGCUGUCCCCCUGUGCUGGGUAUGUAUUUUGAGCACUGCACUCACUUUAACAUUCUGAAGGUACUAAGGCUGGGCACCCACAGUCACAGCGCUCAGGCGGUGGGAACUCGGGGCUGUGUUUUCUAAGAACUGUAUGUUGCUUUUAGCUUGUACUUAAUAUUGCAGUUACUUGGAAAAAUGUGAAUAAAGUUCAUUAAUUCUACAGGCUAAGCUUCUGUUUUGUGGGCAGUAAUUCUGAUUAGUACAUUAAUGGUUGAAGAGAAUUCAAUGAUUAUAUUGACUCCUAAAUGUAUUUUUCAUUAGAUAAAUAUUUAGUAAGGUAUAUUUAGUAAGGUGUAUUACAUCCAGGAAAAGAUACUUUCUGUGUAUACACUUUGAAUUAAACUCCACAUUUUCCCCAGUCUUUCCCUCAUACCUUAUUGCUUUAAAAAUUACAAAAGGGAUAGGGCAUGGACAAAAGUAACUUAAGAGAUUUGUUGUUUAGUUGCAUUCAACUCUUUGUGAACCCAUGCACUAUAGCCCCCCAGGCUCCUCUGUCCAUAUGAUUUCCCAAGCAAGAAUACUGGAGUGGGUUUCCAUUUCCUUCUCUAGGGACCUUCCUGACCCAGGGAUCAAACCCAAGUCUCCUACACUGGCAGCAGAUUCCCCUGAGCCACCAGAGAAGCCCUAACUCAAAGAGAAGUAUAGAGUAAAAAGUCAAAGUUCCUUUCAACACCACCCCCUCACCAAUAUUCUAUGUCCCUUCUUAGAGGAAACCAGACCUUUUUUCUAGGCACUUGGAGGUACAUAUACACUGUUUGUUUUUUCCACAAAUAUGGAAUAAUGCUAUACAUAUUCUGUAACUCCCCAGCUUUCCCUCACCUGCUCUCCUUGUUCACACUGUCCCCCAAUCCUAAUUAGCCAGCCGAGCACCUUUGAGAGUGGGCCACCAGCCAGACCCCUCCUCGGGUCUCAGACGGACCACAAAAUUCUGUACGUGUGAGGCAGGUCCAAAGAGCACUGCAAAAGCUUUGAAGGCUGAACUGGCACUGGAAGAAGCACCCCAGGACUUGGGGCCUGAGCCUAAACAGAUUGAUUACUUGAUAAAACAAAAAUGCCAGCAUACUCCAUAGGACUUGGUUGUAUUUCAUCAUGUAAUACUCAAAAUCCCUAUGAGGCACUCCAAAUUACUCAGCAUAUGAAACCAUGAAACCGGCUGUCAUGGAAAAAGGCAGUCAGUAGCUGCCAUCAUAGACUUGAAGGAAGCUAUUAUUGAAAAGUUCAAAUGAACCAUCACACUCUUGAAAUAAGUAUUAAAAUAGAAAUUAUCAAUAGAGAAAUAGAUAAUAGGAACACCAAGUGACAAUAUUAGAACUGAAAAAUGCUCCAACUGAAAUUUAAAAAAUCUUGCUGGAUAGACCCAGUAACAGGUUGAAGAUGACAAAAGAUAAUAGAUCAAUACAAAUCAUCCAAUCUGAACAACAGAAAAGGGCUGAGGAAAAGUUUUGAGGUUGUGUUAUAGGGAUCAUAGAAAGAUAAGAGAAAGAGUGUAGUGCUUUAAAAUCAUCUGCAGAAAUGAUGGCUAAAAUUCUUCCAGGAGAGCUGAGUGAAGCUGAAACAGAAUAAACCCAAGAAAUCCAAGCCCAGAUACAUCAUAAACUGUCGAAAACUAACAGACAUCUUGAAAGCAGCCAGGGAAAAGUGAGAGAUGACCUACAGGGGAACAAUUCAUAUGCCCAUGCAUUUUUUUCAUCAGAAACUAUGGAGGCCAGAAGUAAGUGGCACAUUUCUUAAAGUGCUGAAAGAAAAGAACUGUCAACUUAGAAUUCUGUAUCCAGUGAAAUAUCCCUCAGGAAUGAAGGUGAAAUGAAGACAUUCUCAGAUGCAGGAAAACUAAGAGAACUGAUAGCCAGAAGACCUGCUUUAAAGAAACAGCCAAAGGAUGUAUUCAGACAGGAGAGAAGUGAUACCAAAGGAGGCUGGGAGCAUGGGGAAUGAGAACAGCAGUUCUAGAAUUUGGUCAUUUGUUCUCAGCCUCAGAAACAGCUCCAGAGCCAGAAAGGUGGAAGGCGUGCCUUGUCAUUCAUAAGCCCCCUUUUCAACACACAUUUUGAAGUGACUUUUGGACAGCCCUAAGAAUGCUGUCUGAUUGCCAGGGAAACUGACUGGGAGGAAAGGGUUGGGACUUUGACUCCAGGGAGGAGAGAGGGGCUGGAGAUUGAGUCAGUCACCAAUGGCCAAUGACUUAAUCACUCUCACCUAUGUGCUAAAGCCUCUGUAAAACCCAGAAGCCCAGGGUUCACAGAGUUUUCUGGUCAGUGAACAGGUGGAGAUGUGAGAACCGUGCCCAGAGAGGAAACUGCACCCUUCCCCCUACCAUGCCCCUACAUGGCUUCCCUCCAGGUGUUCUUGAGUUAUAUCCUCUACAAUAAAGCAGUAAUCAAGUAAGUAAGUUGUUUUUCUGACUUCUGUGAGCUGCUCUAGCAAACUAGUUGAACCCAAGGAGGGGGUCCUGGGAACCUCCAGUUUACAGGUGGUUGCUCAGAAGCACGGGUGACAGCCUGGACCUGUGGUUGGCGUCUGCAGUUGGGAUGGGGGCAGGCUCAUGGGGCUGAGCGCUUAACUCGUGGGAACUGCCACUCUCUCCAAGUACGUUGUCAGAAUUGAGCUGAACUGAAGGACACUUAGCUGAGGCUGAAAAACUGCUUGAUAUGUGGGAAGCCUCUUCUCACCUGGGGUCAGAGUUGGGCAGAGGCGGAAGAGUGUUACAGUGGGGGAGACACAGCAGCGGGUUCUCACUCAGACCCCGACACCAGAGCUUCCCAAGAGAUGAGCAUCUGUGCCGCAGUGAGAGUGUGAGCUGUGCAUGUCCCUAGAAUCUGGCAGACUUGUGGGAAGUGUGGCAGACAGCGUCUCUACAAGCUGACAGGAUGCAAGAUGGGCUGGGGCUCCCUGCACGCAUGGGGAGAGCGGCACUGUCACAGGAGACGCGGUGGCUCGAUGGGCGGGUUUACUCCCCCUUCCUCUGUCCUCUUAGUGCGGUCCCAUAAACUGGUCUUCCAGUAAAAGGGAAAAAGUAAAUAGUUUUAAAAAAAUGCAUGCCAAUCAUCUUAUAAAGUUCUAAGGUUCUUAUAGGCUAGACUCAGGGCCUUUGAUAUAUCGAGUACUCCAUACAUCACAGGAGCCAUUUAAAUCACUGUCUUUAAUAUGGAUUAUACAACAAAAUAAAAAUUAUUACUCUAUUAAAAAAAAUACAAAGCAAAUUUUCCUGAGGCAAAAUAUUAUGAAGGAACACAUCUGACCCCUGAAAGGAGAACUAGACAAAUUUACAAUUAUAGUUAAAGACCUAUCAGUAAUAGAACUAGUAGACAAAAAAUUAGUAAAGCUAUUAGAAGGGCUAGACAAUACCAUUAACCAACUCACUUUUUAGAACACUCUACCCAAAAAAAGAACAAAAAAUUUUCACGUGCACAUGGAACAUUCAUCAAGACAAGUCCAUAUCCUGGUUAUUAAAAUAAUCUUACAUUAAAAAUCAUACAACUCAUGUUUCUUAUAAUGGGAUUAAACUAGAAAUCAGUAAAGAAGGGAAAAUCUCAAUCAGUUGGAAAUUAAAUAACCUGCUCAUAAAUAAUCCACCAAAAAGAUGAUCUCAAAGAGAAAUCAGAAGAUCUUUUAAAUGGGAGAAAAAUUACAACAUUUAAAAAAUUUUGGGCACAGUUAAAGCAGUGCUUAGAAGGAACUGAUUAGCACUGAGAGCUUAUGUUAAGAAAGAUGGUCUCAGCAGUAAUCUAAGCUCCCAUCUGAGACUAGAAAAGAAUAAGCAAAGCAAGACCACAUCUUCAAUGAAGGAAAAAGAGCAGAAAUCAAGGAAAUUGAGAACAAAAACAAAUGAAGCCAAAAGCUGUUUCUUUGAAGAGAUCAAUAAAACUGAUACGCCUCUAGCAAGCUUGACAAAAAAGAACAAGCCAAAGAUUAGCAAUAUCAGGAAUAAAAUGUGGUUAUCUGAAUUUGAAUUUCACUAAACUUAGCCCAAUGCUAACUUUAUGCUUUCUUUUGUUGUUGUUCAGUUAGCUAAGUGGUAUCCUCCUCUUUUUGAGCUUAUGGACUGUAGCACACCAGGAUUCCCUGUCCCUCACUGUCUCCCUGAGUUUGCU
Dama dama (fallow deer) is the source of this 8596-nucleotide messenger RNA. It is a transcript of the gene CCSAP, whose product is annotated as centriole, cilia and spindle associated protein. Gene Ontology annotation, biological process: regulation of mitotic spindle assembly. Gene Ontology annotation, molecular function: microtubule binding. Lineage: Eukaryota; Metazoa; Chordata; Mammalia; Artiodactyla; Cervidae. The record is from RefSeq and is a predicted model, not a curated record. Bases 230 to 1030 code for a protein of 266 amino acids. Gene Ontology annotation, cellular component: ciliary transition zone; centriole; ciliary basal body. The transcript is spliced from 4 exons.